Leguminivora glycinivorella is the source of this 4837-nucleotide messenger RNA. It is a transcript of the gene cd, whose product is annotated as peroxidase-like. The coding region runs from base 199 to 2691 and encodes 830 amino acids. The record is from RefSeq and is a predicted model, not a curated record. Gene Ontology annotation, biological process: response to oxidative stress. The transcript is spliced from 14 exons. NCBI's taxonomy places the organism in Eukaryota, Metazoa, Arthropoda, Insecta, Lepidoptera, Tortricidae. Gene Ontology annotation, molecular function: peroxidase activity; heme binding.
AACCGCUCGCCUUGGUCGCCGGUCGCGCGUAAUUUAAAAAAGUUUAUGUUCGAAGACACUAAGAAAAAAAAUUCGCUGAGCUCUAUUUUCGAAUUUUGUGUUACAAAAAUGAGUGAUGUGUAAACAAAGUUACGUUCUACAGUGACAAAGUUUUUAAAACAUCACUGAAAUUAAAAAUACACCGGCAAAUAUUGAAGAAUGGAGCGGCCAGGGACGAGCGGUGAGCGAACGCCUCUAGUGCAGCCCACAUACGUCUUCGAAUCCAGCAUAACACGACGCUAUAGAAAGCGAUUGAGGAACUGCCAGUGCGCCAUCUGCGUUUCUUUACUAGUCCUCCUCAGCAUCAUUCUCCUCGUUACUGUCUCCUACAACCUCGCAGACGACUUCAGCGGAGACAACCUUGACAACAACACUAUACUACCCGUCGUCAUCCCGGUUGCGAACGGCUCUACGCAGAACAUGGUUGGCAACCUGACACUUGGGAUGGCGGGUGGCAACCUGACACUUGGCAUGACCGUUGGCAAUCUCACAAGCUUCGGGAAUAGAACGGUGUAUAAUCUGACAUCGAUAGAACCUAAUUUACUGCCUAUUAUGAAUAAAAAAUGGCCUUUAGAAGAAACCCCCUCAGCGCCCUGGCCAACAACGCCCCCAGCUGCCAACAUAACCGACGCCGUGACCCGCGGCAACGCCGCACUGGCCGCACAGCAGCGCGCCGAAGCGGCGCGGACGGCAUUAGGGCGAAAUACACCGGCGCAUCGCGCGCAACGCGCGGCUGCCACCGCGGCUGAUGUGAAACCGAUGGCUGACGCGGCAUACGCAGCUGAGGAGGCGACUAAAGUGCUUGUCAACGGCUCCCCCCAUCGUGGCGGCAGCAUCGGCCGCGGUCCAGCCACCAACGGCCACUUCCAAGAGCCAGCAUACUGCAGAGAUACCACCCCUGUCUGUCCUGCUAGCAAGUUUAGGAGCCAAGAUGGAAGCUGUAACAACUUGGCUAACCCACUACUAUGGGGCGUGUCUAGGACACCGUUUAGAAGAGUUCUACCUGCUGAUUAUGGAGAUGGAAUCAGCUCUCCACGAAGAGGCGUCAACGGGACAGCUCUCCCAAGCGCCCGGGAUGUCAGCCUCACAGUCCACAGACCUAGCUACGCUCAUGACAUCUCCUUUACAGUCAUGCUGGCUGUUUGGGGACAGUUCAUAGACCAUGAUAUAACCGCCACUGCUCUUAGCAAAGGGGAAAAUGCCACUGCGCUCUCCUGCUGUGACCCAUCGCAACCUCCCCACCCUGCUUGCUUCCCAGUACCACUGGACGUGGAAGACCCUUUCUACCAAGACUACCAUGUCACUUGCAUGGAGUUUGUGCGGUCAGCCCCGGCACCGACUUGUCAUUUCGGUCCUCGAGAACAAAUGAACCAAGCCACAGCCUACCUCGACGCUUCAACCGUCUACGGGUACUCACCAACCCGCGCCUCUCAACUGAGGACCUUCUCCGGAGGGCUUCUUCGAAUGCUGGUGGUUGAAGGAAGGGAACUACUACCACAGUCAUUAGAUCCCAACGAUGGCUGUAACACGGAAGAGAUGAACGCUAAGGGGCGGUACUGUUUUGAGACAGGGGAUGACCGAGCCAACGAGAACCUCCACCUCACCACCAUGCACCUUCUCUGGGCGCGCCAGCACAACCGGCUCGCCAAGAUCCUGUCAACUCUCAACCCGAGCUGGGACGACGAACGGCUCUACCAAGAAGCCAGGAAGAUAGUGGGCGCUCAGAUGCAGCAUAUCAGUUAUAAUGAGUUCCUGCCACUAGUAUUAGGGAACGACGUGAUGUGGGCCCUGAACCUGUCCCUAGUGCCAACGGGCCACUCCAGCUCAUACAGCCCUCGUGUAGACGCUUCCAUGGCCAACCACUUCUCCGCUGCCGCCUUUAGAUUUGCACAUACUUUGCUACCGGGUUUAAUCCAUUCCUUCGACGCAGACACUGGCUCAGUGGACUACAUCCACCUUCACGAGAUGUUAUUCAACCCCUACAUGCUGUAUCGGGAGACGGGACCAAGGAAAUCUGUCUUUUCUGCCAUGAACACCCCAGUCCAUGGUGUAGAUCCUCAUGUGACCGAUGAGCUAAGCAACCACCUGUUCGAGCGGCCCACCACUGCCAUCACCACCAACACCACCAACAGCUCCCUCCCCGCGCACCCCUGCGGCCUCGACCUCGUCUCCCUCAACAUCCAGCGAGGGAGGGACCACGGGCUACCUCCAUACCCAGCAUGGAGGGAACACUGUGGGUUCAAGAGGCCUAGGAGCUUUGGAGAGCUGAGGGGAGUGCUGAAUGAAGUGUCUUGGACAAGAAUCAGUACUAUUUACAGCCACGUAGAUGAUAUAGAUCUCUAUACUGGUGCUUUGGCUGAAGAACCGAACGGCAGACUAUUAGGACCUACCCUGACCUGCCUCAUCGCUGACCAGUUCUUGAGGAUCAAGGUUGGAGACCGGUUUUGGUACGAGACUGAGGAUGAGUCUGCUGGCUUUACUAUCGAACAACUGACAGAGAUCCGGAAAACUACACUCGCAGGGGUGAUCUGCGCGAACGAACAACUAUUGGCUCAAGCGCAGCCACGAGUCAUGGAGCUUGUAGGGGAAACCAACCCGUUGGUAGCUUGUACGGAACUGCCGCAGCCUGCUUGGGACCCAUGGAAAGAAUAAUUUGACAUUAGGCAAUUCGUUAUAAUUCCUGACUGUAGAUAUUCUUAAAGGAUGUCACAUAAAGAAGAUAGUUUAAGGAUUACUCAAACUAGAAUGGUAAGGAUUGAUUCGCCAAUUUAUAUAGAAAAAGUGCCUUGUAAAGAAAAAGUCGUUAUAGAAAAUAGGUUUUGACAUGGCCUGUCCCAAUCCGUUCUAGCAUGAGUCAUCCUUUAAAUGGUUACCUAAUUAUAAAACCAACCAAAGUAUGUAGCUACAUUAAUUCUGAAAUUUUAAGAACAUCCAGAAUUUUUAAAUUUUGGGAUAAAUGCUUACCUAUUCCUUGCAGAAGCUAAAGAGAUUAUAUAUUUUUUCGAAUGGUCUCUGAUUAUCGAACAAAAGAUUUAUAACAUUUUGAAGGCACUUUAUCAAAUAUCAAAUAUCUUUAUUUUGCAUAAAUAAAAAACUAAUAAAUAAAUAAUAAAUAAAUAAAUAAAUAUUUCACCAGCAGCUGGCAUGCAAAAAACACAAACAUAAUAUAUACAACUCUAGUUUUCUAAGCGAAAUUUUGUAGGUACAUGUCAAUUAUUAUAAUUCCCAAGCUAAUAAAUAUUCAAUAUGUCAUACUUAAACUAAUUUCAAAUUACAAUUGUCUUAGUCUAUUAAUUAUAUGUAAAGUAGUCAAAAAAUUCAUCAAUUGAAUAAAAACAGUACAAUUUAGAGUACAUUAAUUAGAUUUACAUUCUGUACAGUGCUAAAAAUAAAAAAUAAAUGAUUUUGUAAACAUUGAAAGUUCCUUGAAUUUAUAUUCAAAUUGGAGGAUAUGAUACUUGUAAUUUAUUUAAUCGUAUGGCAUACACAAAAAAACAGGCAGUUAUAUGAAUGUCAAAGAAUACACAUUAAAAUACAAUUACAAUUUAAACUAAAUGUCAAUAUUCAGUGCGCUCAGCCACGCAAUUGCGUCGGGUGUUAGGCGCAGCAGAUCUUCUGGUGAUCCCGAGUAUGAGUGCAGAGGGCAUCGCUGAAUUAUAUGCUCCAUUAUAGUUUGGACUUCUUCGCCACACUCGCACAUUGCAGAGUCUUUCCAUCCCCAUUUGUGCAGACAGUAAUUGCAGCGACCGUGACCCGUUCUCAGUCUAUUUAAGCGACACCACAAUUUCUGGGGGAGGUUGAAACCUAAUGGUUUAGAAGUCGGAUCUAUGUGGGAUCCAGCAGAAGCAGUAGUCCAUUCAGUUUUCCAUGCUUCAGUCACAUUGAAACCAAUUUAAAAUUUGUCCAUACUUGUAAUAGUAAAUCGAUAUGUAUUUGAAGUCGACCUUCGUUGUCCGCAUUCCACACAUUGCACUGUAGUAGGUAAGUGUUUGACAACAGAUUGUGGUUGGCGUCAGGACAACUUAAAAUCAGGAAGCCGACGACACGAUGUAAUAAACAGAUGAUUUUUAUUGUCAUCCACUUCGAAUAGGAACCAACAGACACUGCCAUGAAAGUAUCUCACUACAGUAUAAAUUAGUGGUGGGCCAAAGGCCCGCGGGUCAUAUCCGGCCAUGGAAAGGAUCCAGCCCUCCGCCAGUCCUUCAAAAUAGUAAUAAAUGGCCAGCUCCACACUAGAAAUGAAAUUUUUGUCUCGCUACAAAAAAAGACAAAACCCAUCGCUUUAAUUGGUAACCCUUUAAAACCCCCUUUUAAACCUGGCCCUCUAAGCUUCUUUCAAUUUCGGUCCCCAAUGAAAAAACUGCCCACCACUGCUAUAGAUGUAAGGAUAAGUGAUAAUUAUCAGUAUAUACUCGCAAAAACUUUAAGAAGCUACUAGAUUAAACACCAUUGCGAAUUUAUUUCUUAAGACUGGGUUAAGUUUUUUAUUAUGAGAAGUAAGCUAAGCACAGAAAGAACACCAACCACUGGUAUAUUUUUUCGCCCACAUUUUUCUGUAAAAAAAAAUAAUUAAAUAGGUAAUAUAUUCUAGUACCUACAUAGGUCAACGAGGCUUGAAUUUCUAUUUACUUACGUUGUAAUUUAUGUAAUUAUACUAUUGUAAAUUUAUAUAACUAAUAACUUAUAAAAUUAUAAGUUUUUUAAUUUUAUAACCAAAUCGAAUCGGUAUUAUCUACCAAAUUAUGUUCCUAUGCUUAGAGAAUAAAUAUGACAAAUACUUAUAAUAAACCCAUUUGUA